Paramuricea clavata is the source of this 2526-nucleotide messenger RNA. The record is from the annotation of a GenBank genome assembly. NCBI's taxonomy places the organism in Eukaryota, Metazoa, Cnidaria, Anthozoa, Malacalcyonacea, Plexauridae.
AUGACUAAACCGAACGGUAAAGGUACUUUUAUUGCCGUAUGCUAUCGUCCACCGUCAUCCGACAGCCGCUGGUUGGAGAUUUUCGACGACUUCCUUGACAAAAUAUAUUCAAAUAACAACUUUGAUGGCAUUUAUAUUACCGGGGAUUUCAAUUAUCCCGAUAUCCCUUGGGAUUUUGAAGAGUACCCGAGUGACACUUUCGAGUUAUCAAAUAAUUCAAAUAAUUCAAACGAUAGCAGCUCACAUCUGUUCAAAUCACUAGUGGACGAUUAUUUCCUUACCCAAGUAAAUAAUCAACCUACUCGCGGCAAUAACAUUCUGGACCUGUUAUUUGCAGAUUCCCCGGAGAAAAUAUCUAAUUUGCUUGUUGGUGAUCCACUUAUUUAUACUGACCAUCUCUUUAUGGAAUUCACUAUGCGCACGACUAUUCGGAGUAUAGUCAAGAAACCUAGAUCGGUUUAUAAUUAUAGGAAAGGAAAUUUUUCCGCCCUCAGAGAGUCUGUCAAGUCUCUCACAUCUGAUGUACAAUCAAAUGAAAUCGUUGACAUUAAUAAUGUUUGGUAUAAUUGGAAAUCAUCGUUGCAAUCCAUGAUCGAUCAAUAUACCCCUAAAAUUCAAUUAAAGAGUAAGAGUUCUCCACCUUGGAUAUCAGGCGAAAUUAUUCACUUGGUAUGGAAAAAAGCUAGUGCAAGAAUCAAGGCUAAAUCUACGCAACUAUCGAUUCACUGGGAGAGAUUUAAAGAACUAAGAUCCGGUAUCAAAAAGCUCAUUUCUCGAAAGCGUAAAGAAUAUUAUACUUCGUUGGUUGAGUCUUUAUACUCGAACCCGAAAAGGUUUUGGACUAUCUUUAGCCAGAAAACAAAGAAACACACCGUCCCAGAGAAAGUUUCUAUCGCUGACGGAGCAGGUGGUCGUAAAUUCACCGAGGGUCCAAACCUAAUUGCUGAUAUGUUUAAUCGGUUUUUCUUUUCGUCCUACUCAACUCCUGAAGUUGGUAAUCCACAGGUUCACUCCAACGACCAACAUUAUUACCUCUCCAGCCCAAUUCCAUCCCUGUCACAGAUAUCUCUGGAUUCUGUAGACGUUUUAGCAGCAAUAAAGACCAUAGACAGCAGUAUAGCUCAAGGGCCGGAUAAGAUUCCAGCAAAGAUUUUAGUGGAGUGUGCUGAACAAAUUUCUCCAUCUCUAACAGAUUUAUUUAAUUUAUCCUUGCAAUCGGGCACUCUGCCAACGGAAUGGAAACUAGCUAACAUCGUGCCUUUAUUAAAGAAAGCCCCCGCUGAAAAAGUGGAAAAUUAUAGGGCUAUUUCCCUGCUUUCCCUGGUGUCGAAGUUGCUUGAAAGGUGUAUUCUCAACAAGAUCAUUGAUCACAUAGCCAGUAAUCUGUCCAACCUUCAAUUCGGCUUCCUCAAAGGUAGAUCAACAACGUCUCAAUUACUCUCAGUUUAUCAUAAAAUUCAAGAAGCUAUGGACGCCGGCAUACAAACUGACAUGGUAUUCCUAGAUUUUUCCAAGGCCUUCGACUCUGUGAACCAUCAUAAAUUUAUAUUCAAGCUUAAACUAUUCGGUAUAACUGGUAAACUACAUGACUGGUUAAAGGACUAUCUCUCGAAUCGUUCCCAGCAGACCACAGUAUUAGGGGCUACCUCAAUGUCCUUACCUGUUCUAUCUGGAGUACCCCAGGGUUCUAUAUUCGUUCUGAUUUACAUCAAUGAUAUUGUUGAAGUGGUCCAUCGGGACUCUGGGAUGGCGUUGUAUGCUGAUGAUAGUAAAUGUUUCAGAGUCAUAAAAUCGUUAAACGACUCGCUCCUUUUACAAUCUGACUUAGACAAUCUGUCAUCUUGGUCUAAGUCAUGGAACAUGGACUUUAACGAGACAAAGUGUGCCAUAGUGUCAUUCACCAGAAAGCACCAUCCAAUUAUUCAAUCAUAUUCACUUAAUGGAUCCGAGCUACGAAAAGUCAACGAACAGAAGGAUCUCGGAAUCCUGAUAACCAGCUCUAUGGAAUGGUCAAGUCACGUGGCUACUGUAUGCUCUAAGGGCUCUAUGCUCUCUAGCUUAAACGCGCGUCGCACUCUCUACACCAGUCUGGUAAGAUCCCUGUUUUCGUACGGAUCCCAAUUGUGGGCUCCUCAGAAAAUCAAAUACAUAAACAUGAUGGAAAGGGUGCAAAGGCGUGCAACAAAAUUUUUACUGAAACUACCGUUUCGCACAAAGGUUUCAUACCAAACACGGCUGUUAAAGCUCGGCCUUUUACCACUUACUUACUGGCUAGAAAUUCUUGACUUGGUUUUUUACUUUCGUACAUUAAAGGGAGAAAUUUUUCUCGACAAUAAUGGCUUGGUCCAAAUUAAACAACAAAUUCGUAUUUCGCGUCAUAAUAACCCUCAGUCAGGUGUUCUCGCCGAGAUACCUCGUGCUAAAACAGUAUCAUUCCAGAACAGUUUUUUUGUCCGCACAAGUAGAAUAUGGAACAGUCUAACACCAGUUGAAAGGGACUUGUCUCAAAGCGCUGCUACUUUUUAA